UGCGCCACGCAGACCAAAGCAACAGUUCUCUCGCGGAGACGGGAGAGACAGCGAGAGCGCCAUGGCCGGCGGCAGCGUGGCGGUCGCCGUGGGCGGCGGCGACGUCGUGUUCUGCGUCGUCAUCCUGUGCCUGUCCGUCCUGUCCAUGAUCAUCUUCGCGGCCGCCGCCUACUCCUCCGGCGGCGGCGAAGGGAAGCAGCGGCGCGGUCGCGCGAACGGGCCGGUGUUCGUCGGCGGCAGGGGCUGCGGCUGCGGCGGGUGCCGCGCCGGCUCCGGCGUCUGCGGCACCUACCUCUCCUGAAGUCCCUGAUCGAGCGGGCGGUCGCGCAUCAACGUAAACCCGCUGUACUCUUGCACAGGAGCGGUGGGCAUGCGUGUAAUAAGGAGCUGAAACUGAAAGCUUCACAGGCCCUGCACCAUGGCUGCUCUGCUCUCUCUUCUCUCUUCUUCUUUUUUCCUAGACUGUUCACUCUGCUUGAGUGCUUGUGCUUUUCUCUACUACACAGCAUCCUGUUAAUCAAUAAUCAAUAUUGUAAUUAGUUGAGGAGAUGGAGUACUUUUUCUUGAGUGAUUAUCCUUCCGUGCUACUAUCAAAUUAUCAAUGAUCCCCUGCUGUUGAUUAAUUCUCUGGCUCAUGGCUAAUGGAUGAAUGGUUUUGAAUUUU
Molecule: messenger RNA, 664 nt
Organism: Phragmites australis (common reed)
Lineage: Eukaryota; Viridiplantae; Streptophyta; Magnoliopsida; Poales; Poaceae
Exons: 1
Coding region: 62-301 (79 amino acids)
Source: RefSeq, a predicted model, not a curated record